Protopolystoma xenopodis is the source of this 744-nucleotide messenger RNA. The record is from the annotation of a GenBank genome assembly. Lineage: Eukaryota; Metazoa; Platyhelminthes; Monogenea; Polystomatidea; Polystomatidae.
AUGCACUUUGUUGUUCUUCCUUUCGUCCUACCGUAUUCCGUUAUUUUCUCCUUCCAUUUUGCAUUGUUGUUGCCCAACUGUCACUUUCAAACAAAAUCACUCACCUCAUCUUAUGAUUUUGCUUAUUUUUCAGUCGGGCCCGUCGGCUCCGCUUCAGGUCAUUGCUGGCCUCCGCCUCGGACAUCCAACUGUCCCACAACCGAAUCAGCAAAUGAUAUGAUCAACGACUGCUCACCACAUCUGACUUCGCCUCAACAUCGUCCUCAACAGCAGCAGCUUAUCUUGCAGCAACAACUUAACCAAAGUCAACAUGGAUCAGUUCCCAUGGUUUCUUCGCAUGCAGUCUACUCCCAGCAGCUUAGUCAAGCCAGUUCUCCACAUCACUCUCAACUUCAUCAUUCUCAUCAUCAACACAUGCACGCACAGUCACAACAGCAUCAGCAACAUCGUCAACAACUUCCAUAUCGGCAAAUACACCAGGCUCCGGUUCAAGCGUCCGCUAACCCAAGACAGCUGCGCACUGUUCAUCAGUUAAAUCAGUCAACUUCUCAUAAUCAUCCUCAUCAUAUGAACACUAUAAAUGCCAACGUUAACAACUCUUCACAUGGCCUGGGGCAGUUGGGCACGUCAGGCCCACGCACGUCUGAGCCUUGCCACUACACACAUCUGCCGGGAAUCGGCCGGAUUCCAACUGGCCCUCUUUCACAUGAGGGUGACUGGCAUCUCUCUAGAUCACAUCAUUAG